UUUAUAUAUACACAUAUAUACAAUGGGUUUCAUUUGUGAUAGUGGUUGACAAGGAUAGCAUUAAUACAUUUUUAAACAUGUAUUUUCUUCAUUUGUUAGCGUUUAACAUUUUGUUAUUCCUGUAUGACUCACAUAGUUUCCCAGAAGGAUUCUGUAGCGGGCCCGAGAGUACACAGAUUUUGAGAAUAUGUACAGAGGACUGGAUGAAUGAUACAACGACUGCUUAUAUUGAUACUCUCGAUGCUCCUAAAUUAAGAAACACAUCUUGUGAAUGUCACAUAUCACGGAUUAGUCACAACGCUUUUUUGGUGUUCAAAAUGAGAAAUAUCACUCAAGGGUCACCAUUGAAAUUUGAAAUAAAAGGAAGAGUUCUUGAUAAAAUAACUAGCUCACAUAAAUUACGUAUCGAGGAAAACACUAAGCUUAUGUUUAUUACUAAUAUAACUCGGGAACAAGAGGGAGCUUGUCUCGCCAUCUAUCAAAAAAACUUAAAUCAAGAAGCCACUUUCAGUAUUCAUUGCAAAAAAGUUGUUACAACAACAACAACAACACCAACAACAACACCAACAACAACACCAACAACAACAGAAUCAACAACAGAAUCAACAACAGAAUCAACAACAGAAUCAACAACAGAAACGGUACCAGUUUCAAAUUUAACAAGUCAGGUGACUGAAACAAUGUCUUCUCUUUCAUCAUCAUCUAAAUAUCAUACAUUGUCAACACAAAAACAGAAGUCAACUGCUCAAACAAAAGUCGAUCCUGAAAAUUCAACAGACAAAGGAAGUAAUGGCAUUUUAGUUCCUAUGGUGUCCGGAUUAUUGGGACUUGGAUUUGGUUUAGCAAUUGGCUUUCUUGGCAUGUUUUUCUGCAAAAGAAUAAGAAAAACACAGACGGGAGAUGGGUCAACUGAACAAACAAAUCUGGCUAAUAGUCAGGCGAUGACAGAAAUUCCAAGGAACAAAAAUAUUGGUGAGACGCGUAUAAUAGAACAAAGCACGGAAAAGUUAUACAACCAAAUAGAAUAUGAUGUACAUGUUAUCGGGGUUCCAACAUGUUCGGAAAAGGAGAACCUGUCUGAUAAUGUAUUAAACUACAAGUCAGAUUAUGAUCACUGUGGUACUUUUCCAGCACCCCAGCAACCUAAAGGUUGCACUGGAGAAUACAGUGCAAUUAAAAGUAUCGUUGGUCAGGAUAAGCAAACAUCUCUUCAGGAUGAAGAGGAUUGUUCUACAUAUGACAGUACUGUAAAAACUACAACCAAACAUUUUCAGGAGAAUAACUUAUACCAUCAUUUGAGUCCAAAUGAUGUAAACAUCAACAAGCCUGAUGACACAUAAAAUAUAACUGGAAGUCCAGUAUAAAAGAUGAUAAAACGUCUUUGUACAGUCUUAAAAUAUGUAUCAGCUUCGUGUUAUGUUUUAAAUGUUAUACUAUUGCAUAACAAUUGUUAAUUUGCUACAUUUUCAAAAACAUUUAAAUGGUUACUUAUGAUUACAUUAUUUCAUAAAUAACUGUCUAUUUUUGGCCGGGUUGCACUGGUGCAAACCCGGGUUAUAGUAUGGUGAAUGUCGGGCGGCGGGCGUUCGGGCAGUGGGUGGCGGGCGGUCGGGGAAAAACUUUCGUUACAGUUUUCUCAGUAAAUACUUAUCACAGCCCCUUGAUAUUUGGCAUACAGCAUUGACACGUGGUUCCAUACCGUGGGAUUCGAUUUUAGGUCUGUCGCUCAUCCACUUCCUGUUUAUCGACUUAGUUAAAUAUUCAACAUAAAUGGUCAACGGUAGGAAAUUUUCGUAACAGUUUUCUCAGCAACUACUUAUCACAGCCUUUUGAUAUUUGGUAUACAGCAUUAACACAUGAUCCCAUACCAUGGGAUUUGAUUUCAGGUCUGUCGCUCAUCCACUUCCUGUUUGCCAACUUAGUUAAAUUUUCAACAUUAAUGGUCAAUGAUAGGAAAUUUUUCGUAACAGUUUCCUCAGUAAGUACUUAUUACAGCCUUUUGAUAUUUGGCAUACAUCAUUGACACAUGGUUCCAUACCGUGGGGUUUGAUUUCAGGUCUGUCGCUCAUCUUCUUCCUGCUUAUCGACUUAGUUAAAAUUUCAACAUUAAUGGUCAAUGGUGGGAAAUUUUCGUAACAGUUUUCUCAGCAAGUAAAUAUCACAGCCUCUUGAUAUUUGGCAUACAGCAUUGACACAGGGUUACAUACGGUUGAAUUAGAUUUCAAGUAUGUCGCUCAUCCUUUUCCUGUUAAUCGACUUAGGUAAAUUUCCGACAUUAAUGGACAAUGGUAGGAGGAAAUUUUUGUGACAGUUUUCUCAGCAACUACUUAUCACAGCUUCUUGAUAUUUGACAUACAGCAUUGACACAUGGUUCCAUAUUGUGGGAUUUGAUUUCAGGUCUGUCGCUCAUCCGCUUCCUGUUUACCGACUUAGUUACAUUUUUGACAUUAAUGGUCAAUGGUAAACAUUUUUUGUAACAUCACAGCCUCAUGCUAUUUAGUAUAUGAAUGCAACCGGGCCUUUUCUGUCUUUGACCCAUUUUUAAUAAACUGCUGUGGUGUAAUCAAGUUCGGCAGUAUUUUAUAUUACCUUUCAGUCAUAUAAAGAAUACGGCUUGUACAUUGAUUGUUCUCUUUGUAGUAUACAAAAGAAAUUUCAAAUACUUGAAAGGUCAUAAACAAUGUAUAAUCUUUCAUAAUAGAUGUAUCCUAGCCGAGGAUAUAAAAAAGAGAUAAAUAAUAUCCCAAAAUGUUCUCCAAUAUUGUACUGCCGUGGGAAAGCUAAAAUUGUAAUAAAUUAUUCAUCUUUUUAGUUAACUUAAAAUGUGUCUUGAUGAAACAUCUUCAUAUGCUGUGUCAGUGGCAUUUUUUAAAUACUUAUGCGUAUUUCAAAAAAGGAAAGUGUUACAUUAAUAAUAAAAGAUUAUAAAAGUAUUAUAGUAUUAUAAUUAAUAAAGUUCACAAAAAAACUCUUGUUGUCAGUAGACAUAAAUAGCUUGCGCAAGUGACUUCAAUAUAACAACUUCAAAAUCGAUAGGGGCCUCAUACAUGCCACGGAAAAUGCCCCUAGAAAGUUUAAUAAUUGAAGAAUUGACUCUAUCACCUAUUCAGUUAGUGGUAAGUAAAUGACGUCAAAAAAAAAAUCUGCACAUGGUCUAAGUUCGUAUUUAAUUUCAAAACUGAGCAUUAUUUUUCUUUAUUUUUUUCUGUCGAACACUCUUUUACUGGUCCAUGUCAUUGUGACCUGAAAUACAAUAGGUCUCUUCUUCUAGCCAUGGCCAACAUCCAAACGAAACCUUAACCGUUAGGUAUUAGUCGAACAAGAUUUCAGUGGUCAAGGUCACGAUGAACUUGACAUUUAACCUAAUGACAUCAAAAUAAAUAGAGGUCAUCUACUAGUAUUGACCAAAAGUAGUCAAUGCAAUUGUGACAUUAACAUUUGAUCUAUUGACCUAAAAUCCGUAGUUGUCAUCUAUCUAUUAGUCAAGACCAAAUUACAAAAGAGAACAUAAGCGAAGAAAACUAUUUCUAACUAU
Molecule: messenger RNA, 3535 nt
Organism: Ruditapes philippinarum (Manila clam)
Lineage: Eukaryota; Metazoa; Mollusca; Bivalvia; Venerida; Veneridae
Product: location of vulva defective 1-like
Exons: 6
Coding region: 78-1340 (420 amino acids)
Source: RefSeq, a predicted model, not a curated record